Molecule: messenger RNA, 1190 nt
Organism: Wyeomyia smithii (pitcher-plant mosquito)
Lineage: Eukaryota; Metazoa; Arthropoda; Insecta; Diptera; Culicidae
Gene: Spx
Product: splicing factor 3B subunit 4
Exons: 2
Coding region: 79-1149 (356 amino acids)
Biological process (GO): positive regulation of mRNA splicing, via spliceosome
Cellular component (GO): U12-type spliceosomal complex; nucleolus
Molecular function (GO): RNA binding
Source: RefSeq, a predicted model, not a curated record
CCAGAAUAAGCGUGUCAUUGACAGGCAACGACACCCGACAGUCGAAAUCGUCUAAAAUCUUAAAAUCAAACCAAGACGAUGGCGGCCGGUCCAAUCGCUGAAAGAAAUCAAGAUGCCACCAUCUACGUUGGUGGUUUGGACGAUAAGGUGUCGGAGACGCUGCUGUGGGAAAUGUUUGUCCAGGCCGGUCCAGUAGUCAAUGUUCAUAUGCCUAAAGAUCGAGUAACGCAGAUGCACCAGGGCUACGGUUUCGUCGAAUUUCUUGGCGAAGAAGACGCUGACUAUGCCAUCAAAAUUAUGAACAUGAUCAAGCUGUACGGGAAGCCGAUUAGAGUUAACAAAGCUUCAGCGCAUCAGAAGAAUUUGGAUGUCGGUGCUAACAUUUUCAUUGGAAACUUAGAUCCGGAAGUGGACGAGAAGUUACUUUACGAUACCUUCUCAGCGUUCGGUGUAAUUCUGCAGACGCCGAAGAUUAUGCGAGAUCCGGAAACGGGUAACUCGAAGGGAUUUGCGUUCAUCAACUUUGCAAGCUUCGAAGCGUCGGAUGCAGCGAUGGACGCGAUGAACGGUCAGUAUCUUUGCAAUCGUCCCAUUUCGGUAUCGUAUGCCUUUAAGAAGGACUCUAAAGGAGAGCGGCAUGGUUCUGCGGCGGAACGUCUACUGGCAGCACAGAAUCCACUCUCUCAUGCCGAUCGUCCUCAUCAGUUGUUCGCGGAUGCUCCGGUACCUCCUCCGAUUAUCCCUAUGAUGCCAACCCAUCCAAUGAUGCCACCUCCGUUGAUGGCUCCUCCACCACCGCCGACUCCUGCAGCCGUUCCUCCUCCCCCGCAGGCUCCAGCUGCUCCGCAUUUCACGGCAGGAGCCAUUCCACCUCCACCGCUGCCUCCUCCUAUCGGUCAGCCUCCGCUACCACCAGCCUCUCCUAUGGGCAUUCCUGCUCCGCCACGUAUGAUUCCACCACCACCAUGGCAACAACCAGCCCCGCCACCACCAACACCCCCCACUGGUCCUCCACGGCCUCCACCACCAAGCUGGCGUCCUCCACAACCACCGCUUCCGCCGCAGAUGCCACCAGGUGCAUUCCCUGGGCAGCCUAGAUUGCCACCUCCUCCCCCGGCAAAUUUCAGCGCUGAUACGUUUAAUUUCUAAACCAGUUGAGCACAGACGAAAUAAAGGCGUAAACAUCAGAA